Molecule: messenger RNA, 2507 nt
Organism: Cavia porcellus (domestic guinea pig)
Lineage: Eukaryota; Metazoa; Chordata; Mammalia; Rodentia; Caviidae
Gene: Cav2
Product: caveolin 2
Exons: 3
Coding region: 57-539 (160 amino acids)
Biological process (GO): insulin receptor signaling pathway; positive regulation of MAPK cascade; cell differentiation
Cellular component (GO): caveola; sarcolemma; Golgi apparatus
Molecular function (GO): protein kinase binding; molecular adaptor activity
Source: RefSeq, a predicted model, not a curated record
GCGCAGGGAGGCGCAGGGAGGCGCAGGGAGGCGAGCGGCCGCGCACCGGCGCCGCGAUGGGGCUGGAGACCGAGAAGGCGGACGUGCAGCUCUUCAUGGACGACGACGCCUACAGCCAGCACAGCGGCGCCGACUACGCGGAGAAGGUGGCGGGCUCGGGCCCGGACCGGGACCCCCGCGGGCUCAACUCGCAUCUGAAGCUGGGCUUUGAGGAUGUGAUCGCAGAGCCGGUGACCACGCACUCCUUUGACAAAGUGUGGAUCUGCAGCCACGCGCUCUUCGAAAUCUGCAAAUACGUGGUCUACAAGUUCCUGACGGUGUUCCUGGCCAUCCCCUUGGCCUUCGCCGCGGGAAUUCUCUUUGCCACUCUGAGUUGCCUGCACAUCUGGAUCAUAAUGCCUUUUGUAAAGACCUGCCUAAUGGUUCUGCCUUCCGUACAGACGAUAUGGAAGAGUGUGACAGAUGUUGUCGUUGCCCCAUUGUGUACAAGCGUGGGACGAAUUUUUUCUUCUGUCAGCCUGCAACUGAGCCAUGACUGAACAUUUAGAUCCCAGGUCUAGAUAUUUGGAUAGUGUGAUACAUCUUUGUUAUUGUAACAUAACAAUACUACUGUUCUGUUUAUGUCUCAGCUGCUCCAAUCAAGAGAAGUAUUGAGACUUCACAUUUAGAAACUUUAUUGGCAAACUUCAAAUAAUGCUUUUCUAAUUAAUGCCCAAGGAUUUCAUAUCUUAUUUUAUAAACCAGAAUUAUUUGGUAGGUUAGCUACACUUAUUUGUAGAGCCAGGCUGUGUUUGCCUUACUAAAAAAAGAAGUACACAUUUUCAGCUAAUAAAUUUAUACUGAUAAGUGACACUUCUCUCAAAGCACUACAAUAAUUUUGUGCACAACUACAUAAAAAGGUGGAGUUUCUUAUUUUCUUAUACUCUGGAAGUAAUAUUUUUAAAAUUAGGUAUCAGAAGGAUACUUAGUGUAUCCAAACAUUCAAGAUUACAGUAACAAAAGCAUAUAGAGAUACUACUAAUAUCAAAUAUAACAAAACAAAAAAUGUGAAAAUAGAUGAAAAUGUAUUCCUUUGAGUAUACUGUUAACCUAAAGACCUAUUUAACAAGAUAUUUCACUUUACUGUAUAUUUUGUACUUAAUAUAAAUAUUACUUUAAUUGGAUUGCUUUAUGGUAUUUGUUAUCAUGUUGAACUAAUAUAUAGAAUAAGUAAAUGUAUCUCACACAAGAUGACUUCCUGGAAAGAUGCACUGUCUUGAUCAUGAAAGCAUUUAUAUAGCUUCUGUGGGGAUGGAAUAUAAAAGAUUGGUAUAUGGGGUUCUCUUUUCUGACUUUUCCAUGCAAAAUCCUGAAAAGCUUUAUGAUUCAUAUCUAUCUGUCUGUGAUGUUAAAUCAUAUCUAAUUGACAUUUUGUCUUAUAGUUAAGAAUUAAAUCUAUAUUCUGCAUUUCUGUGCUAUUAGGCGGAAUUUCUGUUACUUUGUGAGGUCAACCUGCUAUUUCACUUUACUUCAAUGUAAUAUUGGUGCUAAUUAAGAUUUUAUGAUGAAGGCUGUUGUAACACUUCAGUAAUAAUUGCCACUACAAUGAUUCAUUUGGAGGAUCCAUGCUACUGAGCUAUAUGCAUAAAUUAAAAAUUAACUACAAAAUUUUAAUAAUGAUAUAGAUUUUGUAAUAUGUAUGAAAUUAUUCUAUAAUUUUUGGGUUGUAGGGUCUUAUUUUAGCCUUAUGAGCUAGUGUUACUUUAAAAAUCUCCUUUAUUCUAAAUUGAUAUAGGCAUAUACAAAAGUGUCUGUAGUGUGAUCUAUGUAUUUUAAGAGUGUCUGUGCAAAUUCAGAAUAUUUUGAUUUUUUUUGUGGGAUUUGGUUUGUUUGUCUAUUUUGCUUUUAUUUUCUGAGACAGAACAUGAAUUGUAUAUCCUCAUAACUGAUAGAUCUUCAUUCAGUGAAGAUUAAUAAGAUUUUUUAAAGUUGUCAUUUUUGGUAAAGAAAAAGGAUGAUUGAACUGAAAAACUCUUGGGAACAAAUAAAGAGAAUGUUAAAAUUAUGAAACUCAUAUCCUUUUGAAGGUAAUUGCAAAAGAGACUUUUAAAAUGUCCUUAGGACAUUGUCGCAUCCUGAGAAAAAGACUCGUGAUAAUGAUCUUAAAGCACUGCUACUCAUUUGGCUACAUAGAUUUUAUGCUAAUUAAAAAGGUCAGUCAGUCUCAUGACUUUAUAGUUGUACUUUGUAAUUUUAAAUGUUUGCUUAAAUACUGUAUGUAUUGAUUAACAAAAGGUAUUUGUUUAAUAAACUAGUUUAAUAAAAGCUUCAACUUUUCAAAUAGUAAUUGGCAAGCUUUAAAAUAUAUAUAGUUAUAUAACUAAACCUUUUAACUUCUAGUAUAUGAAACAUUAUUUCCUUAUUUCUGAACAAUACUGAUUACUUUAAAAAUGAAUUUUACUGAGACUUUUCCUGAAUUUUUUAUUUCAAAGAUCCAAACUUUGAAUAAAGUAAACUUUCAUAUGAAA